Messenger RNA from Pieris macdunnoughi, 12450 nucleotides. NCBI's taxonomy places the organism in Eukaryota, Metazoa, Arthropoda, Insecta, Lepidoptera, Pieridae. The record is from the annotation of a GenBank genome assembly.
AUGUCUGACGGGGACGUGUCUUUAAUUCGCGACGAAGACGUGUUGCGGCGCAUGUGGCAGCAGACGGAAGAUUUCUCUCGGAAAAAAGAAAUCCGCGCGCACAUGUACCGGCUGCGGGAGGAACGCCUGCGCAACCUUUACUCGCCUGAACCCAGCCUCGAAGCUGCUAAAGGUUGUGAGUUCUCGUCGACGCAGGGCCAUGUGAAAUCAUUUGCAGACCAAAAUUUCCAGUCAAUGAAGAGCAAAGAGGUCCGUGACGCAGGCUCUCCGCCUAAGGAGUUCAACUACCGCGGCCAAGAUUUGAAGGACCUAUCUAACGCUGGAUGGAAUGUUGAGUCUGAAAAUAGGACAACCGACGAUGGCCACACACGUGUGAAAUCCGUUAACGCUAACAUCGAAGGACGGUACGACGUUGAUGGAGGUAAAGGGCACUUCGUUGCUGCCGACCACCACAAACAGGCAGUUACUGAAUACAACGAUGGCAAAUCGAAUCUUAAACGCAAUGAAGAUUAUUCCAACACGUCGGCUCAUGAACAAGUAGAACGACAAACCGGGGAUGGAACACACAUCACGUCUACAAGUAGUUCGUCCACUUCUGCGUCAAAGUUUGAACAAAGUACAUCGACUUAUGAAUCAGUACCAUAUCAAGUAUAUGAUAAUUAUGACUCACAUCCUCAAACAUUCUAUGAUAACAAUAGAAAUGAAGAGUUCACAAGGAAUGAAACGGCCAACACAAGUAACGACAAUCAAACAUUAAGAAAUGACUACGAACAUGGAGAACUGUUGUCGAGAAAAAUUGAUUAUCCCGAUGACAACACUAAAGUCAUAGUAGAAACGAGGUGUCUUCCUGAUGGUACUAAAGUUACAAGUACUCGACGGGAAUUCCGUGUGCCAAGUGCUCAGACAAGACGCUCUGAACAACACUCAGAACAAAUAAAAAGUGAAAGCAAAUCGACUUCGUAUACAUCUUCCCAAAAGAAAACUCAAUCAAAUGAAUCAUCCACAAAAGUAAUACAGGAUAAGUCAUAUAAAACCAAUGUGCAAGACAUAGUCGACUCUCAAAGAAACAAAGAUGACUUGGAUUUUAAAAAUAGUGAUAUAACUGAUUACGCUGAUAGUAGUACGCACGGUAUUCGUAACGAAAAAGUCACAGAAACUGCAAAAAAUGAAGAACAAAGUGAAUUCAUGAAAUUUUAUGAUAGUAAAAUUGUUCGUAACGAUGCUGUUCUGGAGAAGACUGUUUAUGACCGCAAAGAGUACGUAAACAAAGACACGUAUCAAAAAGACAAUAACAAAACUCAUGAACGUAAACGGGAUGACUAUUAUACUGCAGAUGAUAACAUAAAUAUUUUUAAUAAAGAUGUACAGAAGCAAGAGGAUGUUCAAUUUAUCCACAAAGAUUCAACUCUAGAAGAUCCUUCAAAAUCUGCUUAUAAAAAUGAACACCGCAGACCUAACGAAACAUCUGCUGAUAGUAGGAUGAAUCAUAAUAAAAACCAAGAAGAUUCCCAGAUACUUAAAACCUCUGGAGAAUAUGUACACAAAAUAUCAAAAGACUGCAACGUCAGAGAGAAUACAGAAACAAGGUCCACUCAUCAGUAUCAAACAACAUAUCAAACUGAUUAUAGCCAUCGUAAAAUAAGUACUGAUUUAAGCCCAACUCAUCAGGCAUGGGCCAGUACACUUCGAUCAGAUACCCCACCACGCUCCACAACUAGGGCUCCUUCACCCGGAAACAAAACAUUUAAGUCUAGUACAUCUUCACUAAGAAGCAGUGUAAGCCCUGAUAAAAUAUAUAAAAAAUCAUCAAGCCGCAGUGUAAGUCCUAAUAAAAUUGGUAGGUUUUCCCCAACAAAGACUCCAACUGAUCAAACCUUUUCUAGUACUCAGUUGUCUUCUUCUGUUACGGAAACUAAGUCAAAUGAUACCACUGAUAUUAUUGAAAAACACAUUUCAAAAAAUAAAUCACCAACACGUCAACUACAUAGCCCUGAAAGAAAAUCAAACAGUGAUGAAGAAAAAAGACCAAGCAUAACUCCAGAUAAACAAACAAGAACACCACGAUAUUCGUCAAAUACGCGGUCUAGUACUAGCCCAAAACGAAACAGCGCAUUUCAACCUGGUGGUAGUCGUGAUCAACCUGGUGGUAGUCGUGAAUCGCCCAGUAAUAUAAUUCCAACUAGAAGAAUUCUAAGUCCUGAAAGACAUAAUCAAACUUCUCCAACGAUAAAAAUUGAUUCAAAACAUGAGGUUAUAGAUAGACAAGAUACAUGCACAACAUCGACAUCAGAAUAUUCUGAAAAGUAUGUUAGAGAUGAAAAAAUCAAAGGUGUUAAAACUGAUAUUACUGAACAGGCAGAUAAUCAGCCAAAUUAUAUGAAACCGACAGAAUCUAGCUCACCUAAAAGUUCAUCGCCUUCAAAGCAACCACUUAGUGAUCGAAAAUCACCCAUAAAGCAAUUGCCUUCUCAAAGCCCGGACAGGCAGCUGUACAAUUUAAAGAUGGAGCACGAACGCUUUAUUAAGGAAGAAAAUAAAAUAAAUACCAGCUUUAGUGAAAACAGUCAUCAAAGUCCACGUGCUUCCCCUGAUCGUGAUAGUAAAAGACGCGUUCAGCCUAUAGAUGAUUAUGAUAAAAUAUUGAGAACUUCGAUAAGUCCCACAAAAGACUUGGUGCAAACAGAAGUUAACAAUACACAAACAGGAAAUUCAGGAAAAUCACAUCAACAUUUUAAUACAAGUGUAAGCCCAAAACACGAUAUUGUAAAUCGGCAUGAAGGAAAAGAAAAAAAUAUUGGGCCUAACAAGCAACCUUCUAGGGAAUCAUCACCUAUUAAAAGACAUGAGAGCCCUGUGAGGAUAAUUUCCAAAUCGAACAAAGAAAUACCUGGAUAUAUGCAAGAACCUCGUGUUAAAGACAACGAAAAUAAAAAUCGAUCACCUAGCCCUAGUGCUAAGGAUACGUCGAUAUCUUCGAACUUAAUUCAAAAAAAUGAUAAAUUUAAACAAGUGGUAAAAACUACUGAUAGAAAUGACAAGGUAUUUAAUAGUUUUGACAAAAAUAUUCAGGGUAAAUCAACAACUCCAUCAAAAGACUCUCCUCGUCGAAGCAGUUCUCCAAAAAAACAUACAUCGGAUACUAAGAAUAAGCAAACACACGACUUCAUUGAAACGGAAGUAUUCAAUGAAGAAAUUAAUAAAAUAACUGCAAUAAAAUCUCGGACUCUUCACACACCAUCAACAAGCCCAUCAAGAAAAUCAAAAUCAGUUGAGACUGCUCCUUCUACAGGAAAAAGCUCACCUACAACUAAUAGCGGUUUCAUACAUUCGACAACAGAGAUAGAAUCUUCGGCAACUAUUUCAAAAGAAUCCAUUAAAAUAGCAACAAAUGAUUCGAAUAAAAAAGAACACGAAAGACCUCCAUCUCCUACUAAAAUUCCAUGUAGAUCUCCUUCUCCAGAGAAAGUUAUCAACAAGGAAAAUCUUCCCCGUAAGAGUUCCUUGAAAAAGCCUUCUUUUGAUAAUGGUAAUGUAACAUCACUGCCAAAACCACCAACAAGUUUCCUAAUUUCUCCAGAGAAUGAAAAAACUAAUGAUUAUGAAAAAAAAGAAGUGCCAAAAGACAAGCCAAAUACAAAUUCUGAUAAACCUAUGAAGAUUAAGCCACCCCUUGUAAGACGCGAAACAUACGAAGAAAGGUGCAGAAAGAUAUUAGGUAUGUCAGAUGACAACCUAACUACAGAAACAAAUAUAACACCUGCCAAAUCUGGAGACACUAUUACACCUAAAACAUCACCUAGCAUUUCACCUUGUGAAAGUCCUGUUCAUAUAGAAGAAAAAGGUUUUUGCGAUGAUAACUAUGGGUUAGUUAAUAUUGUUGACUUAACUACUAAAACAUCCGUCCCAAUGCCGCUUAAAACACAAACUCAGAAAAAUGAUAUACAAAUAUCUAGUGAAUCAAGUUGGCAAAAAACACCCGUAGAAUCUGUGAUCGAUCACUGUCAAACAUUAGUAAAUAUGCCAUAUAAACAAAUAAUCGCAUCGAAUGAAACUACCUUACUUCAGGAUACAAUGCCAAACAAAAACCCACCACAAAAUUAUAUUUUACCCUUCUCUAAACCUCAAGAAUCUAAAACCCUUACAGAUAAUGAUUCUGAAAAUGGACUUAGUUUUAUUGAAACAAAAUAUGAUAAAGUGCAUGAUAGCACUCACUUAAAGUCUAAUAAUGUUUCAGAAGAAGUUAAACUAAAAGAAACUAUUUCUGAAUGUAUCACUCCACAGCAAGAACAAGAUAUACUAGACCGAGUUCAAUCCUCUCUACGAAAACUAUCUCCUGAUCGCAAGGGGAAGCCAGUGGAAGACAAUAAUUAUAAGAAAAAUAAUUCAAAGUUGCCAAUACUUCAUGAUAAAACUACAAAAGAUGAAUCUAUAAAUCAAGAUUCCAAAGAAAUUAAUAAUACUGCAAUCGUAUAUUCUGAAGAUAAAAUAAGUGAGAAAAAAAAGUUGGUUACCGAAAAGUUUGUUACGAGUAAAAACCAGAUUCCAAGCAAGCCUUCGUCAAGAAAUACUUCACCUAUAAAAAAACCACUGAGUCCACAGAAUUUGACAAAAACUACCACAGAAACUGUAAAGCCCAGGAGUACUUCUCCAAAGAAACCAGUGUCACCAGUAGAGAAGAAACCAGUUUCACCAAUAGAAAGGCCUCAAUCACCGCAAGUUUCUAAAACAACAAUUACGAAUACUAAAGAUCAACAUCAAAGAACAUCUUCGUCAUCAACACUUAAAACUGAAAGGACGGACUUAAAAAAGACAACUAAAUCACAGAGUACAAGGAGAACAUCACCAACUAAAUUUAAUGCAACUAAGACUGCUGCAGUUAACAAUAAUAAAUCACAAGACAAUGAGAAUAAAUCACCGCAAAAGUUAAAUCAUUCCCCAACGUUAAAAAAAGAAAUAGAUUCAAAAGUAAUACGAACUUCCAGUGACAUCAGUAUGAAGUCACCUUUAAAGAAAGUGUCACCGCAAAGAAUGAAAUCAAAACCUGAAAUUCAACUUAAUAACGUAGCCACAAACAAGAUAUAUAAGCAGAAUACACAUACAAUUGGUACCAAAACACAAAAAUCAUUAAUCAAGCAAGUACCCACUAAAUUGCCUGUCAGCAAACCUAAAUCAGCAACCGCUUUGAAUACUUCAAUGGAUGAUGAUGACGAUGUUAUCAUUGACGUGCAACAAGCGAAAUCGUCUAGGGAAAACUCUCCUGAUCGUAUCUGUCCCACGCCUGUCGGCUCUUCUGAAGAUACUGGUACUCCACGUUUUCCAGAUGAGGUAAAUGAACCCGAUGAUGAAAUAAAUAAACGUUCACAUAACAUUAUUCAUGAAGCCGAAUCAAUUGUUGAUGAUAUAGUCGAAAUAUGUGAAGAAGACGAAUUAUUUGUUAGGUCUGAAGAAAGCGAAAUGCAAAAAGUUGAGCAAAAGUCGCUUGUUACUGACAAAUCAACAAAAUUAAAUACUGUACAAUCUAAAGAAAUCGAUUCUAUUAUUUGUAACAAAAAUAAAGUUCAUCGUGAUUUGAUCAAAGGAAAUUUAAUAUCAGACGAAUGCUUACUUUCUGUAUCAGAAAAAGUAAACAGAUUUGCUAAAGGAUCCGUUAUAUCUAAAGAUAGAAGUCCGUCUCGCAAUAUAAAAGAAGAAUAUGAUAGAGAUACCAUUUAUACUGAUGAUUACACUAAAUUAAGUGUUAAUGAUAAAGCCCACCUUUUCAUUGAAACCGCUGAAAAUGUAAAAACAACGAAACCCAAGUCAAUACAAAAACCAGUGCGGCCAGAUUUUUCAAAUGUAGACGAUUCUUUAAAAAGCGAUGAAUGUCUCUUAAGUGUUUCUGACAAAGUUAAUAAGUUUGUUAAAACAGCCGUGGAUGUGUCUACAGACGCAAACGCAAUUGAAGAAAAAGAAAAAAAAAUUCAGGAAGUACAUGAUAAUAUUAUGAAACAAAUUGUUAAUGAUGUUGAAGAAAAUUUACCUGAAACAGAAAACAUUUCGGUGCCAUCUAAACAUUAUAAAUCCAUAGCUGGAGACAAUGAAAAAACACGGACAGUUAGAACAUCUGACGAUAACAAUACAAAAUCGACAACGGGCUCAAAUAAAUUAAAACCUGAUAUAAAACAAUCUGAAAAACUUGGAUCAGUAAAAAUAACAACUUUGCGAAGCAGCGAAGCUGUUAAGAAGGCCAAAGCCUUGUUUGAAAAUAUUGCGUCGACUACAAAACUUAAAGAAAGAACAGUUCACAAUAGAACAACAAAAUUAACCGAUAUAGGCGUCUCACAGAAAAUUCAAACAACUAAAACAACGCAACUAACUCAAGAUCCAAGACCAACAAUUCAACAAACAGAUUAUGACGAAGAAAACACUGAAUUGAUUUCACGCAAUCGGCAAAAAUCACCUGAUAAAAACCAGUUACCAAGCUAUGACAUAAAAAAAGAUAAUCUGCCUAUAAACAGAGCCACAUCACCUCAACGAAGAGAUAAAACGCCUAGUAUCCGGCCAAAUUCGCCUCACAAAUACGAUAAGACAUCAAUCGCGAGAGAAAGAUCGCCAUUGCCUAAAUCGCCUAGAGAUAAAUCACCAAUAGUACGAACAAAAUCACCCAUACUAAGAGAAGUAUCACCCAUAAGUAAUAUAAGGUCACCUAUAGCCCAAACAGCAACUAUAGUGCCAAAAAAAGUCUUGUCACGCCUUCCCGUAACUGAACAAGUCAAUUCGACGACAAAGCAAUUUGCCCUGGAAAACAAACAAGAAAAAUCUUUUGACAAUCUUCCUGGCUACCAACGGCCAACAAAGACGAGUCAAAUGAAAGAAGAGAAAUAUGUAGAGGAAAUCGAGGUGAGCAGUAGACGGGGAAGUGGAAAAUUUGGUGUGGAACUACGCAGGACCAGUGCGGAUAGGUCUUCUGUCAGUAGUGAACGACGACGCAGCAGCGUGGAACAUCAUCAACCCUGUAUUGAGGAUAUAUUCGAUUUGGACCUUCUAGAACAAAUGUUGGAAAAAGUAGUGGGGUAUGAACAAAGGCGACGCAUACGAGCUCAAAUACGUGUCGCAAAGAAAAAGAUUGAAACAGAGGAAACUACAAAAGUUAUAAGAAACUUAAGACAAUCAAUAACCAAAGUUAUCAAAACUAAAUCACCUGAACGACUAGCACAACGUUCUCCAGAAAGAUUGCCAAUUUCAAAGAAAGCUUACUCACCUGAAGCGCAAAAUAGAAGUGCCCCUAAUAGAACAUCUUCUCCAGAACGCCAACACAAACAUAUCCACAAGUCAGGUUCACCUGAUUGUCAACAGUUGACAGCAGGUAUUAAUAAUGAACAGGAAAAACCACAAUUGCCAUUAAGUAACGGCCACGAUAGACAAGUCAACAAAACUAGCAAAGUUGUUAGAGCUCAAAGUCCAGAAAAGCAAAUACGACCUGCCCCAAAGACUGUACGUCAAUCUAGUUCAGAUAAAAGAAGGCCUGUGUCACCUAGUAAAUUGUCUCCGAAAACAAAAGGGAAUCGUUUUAGCGAAUACGCCUCGGCGUAUAUGAAAAAAGUGGGUAUUUCUGAAACCGACAAGUUAAAACACAAGGUGCAGGAUAUGAAUGAAUCUGAAACAAAGAAAAUGGAAACCAAUCGUAUUAUAGACAUUCAUAAUGUAAAAACAACGAUAGAUCGCACGUCAUCCAAGGAUAUUAUCGAAGUCCAAAUCGAGGGCAAGAAGUCUCCAUCACCUAAUCGUUCUGUCGAUCGUAAGAUUCCUAUGCAACAGCCACGUUCAGAAAGUUCAGAAAGGGAGACAACAUUUGAAACGCCCUUGGAACCAUCGCUACAGAACUCUGGACGACAACCUAGUCCGAAUCGGUCACCCAGUCCGGAAACAAGACAAACUAUGAAAAAAGAUAUAAAAUCAACAACAUUGGGUAUCGAAAAAAAAAUAGCGCAGAAGCAGGUACAUGAGGAGAAACCAUCUUGGGUGACCAGAAGAAAUCUGAAAAAGGUUACUACCGAGUCGCGUACGUUCAGCAGUAAGAAGAUAGAAACAGACAAACCUAAGUACCGGCCUAGUAGUCCUUCGAAGGCGAUCACAAAACCCAUCGACGUUAUUACUUCCAGCUACGGCCCAGGUCCUCUAGAUGCCGAUGGCAAACCUCUCUUCGGAAUCAAAGCACUGAGGAACGGUGCUACCAACUAUCAAGUGAAAGGAACGGUCAUUCGUCAAGAGUUCCAUUCGCGCAACGGCAGUGAACCUGAAGGUACGGUCUCCGUGACCGCCUACUCUACGGAGCCUGGGGAUUUGGAAAAGCUGCUGCAGACCCAGGGAGAGAAACCCUCCCGACUACAUGGCCUUGCUGCCAUCACGACGACAAAGAAAUUUGGCGGUGGCACUGGGACCACAUUGGGUGAAGUGGCAACUAAAGAGGAGCGUGCAGCUCUAGAGCAGUUCACUCACUGCGACAGACGUAUCACAGAGUGCCAGAUAGACACACAUACGGACUCUCUUCAAAGGACAGAUCAGAGAGAGAAAAUAGAAAUAAUCUCGAACAAGAUUGAUACCAACAAGACGCAGAGUCAAAAACGGACCCAUCAAUUGGUUCAGUCUAGUCUUAAAAAGGACACAAAAAGGGAUUCCGAUCAAAAAGAAACUCACUCCGACAGAAUGCAGAGGGCGGAGAGACGAGUCGAGGAUAGGAAGACGGUCCGCCAGAGUUCUGUCAAGUCGCUCACCGAGAAGUUUAUCAAAAACGCAAGUGAGACGACAAAGACCGAGCGCCAGGUGUACCCCAAGGCGGGCCUGAUUUUGCGCACAGCCGGUAUGAAGGACAGCGUCUCCAGUGAUUCUUCUGCUCACGCUGGUCUAGCUCGUACAGACAGCGAACAUAGCUUGGCUUCUCUGGAGGACAUGAUGACCACAACGACCACGACCACGGAGCAGCUCGGGGAUGUGCUCAGGACGACCACAACCGUCACUAAAACCGGUGGACACACACAGGAGCGGUCUUUUCUGGACAGCUCUACUAAAGUCACCGGGGUUCAAGAUAUUCUUACCAGAAUGAAGAAUGCUGAUAUUGUGAUAGAGGAAGGUGACAGCAACGAGGACAGCGAAGCCCGAGCGCUUCUCAACAAGUUCUUGGGCGCCACCGUACUGAUGGCUGGCAUGCAGAACUACGUUACCGAGAGUGGCCCCGCUAAGCAGGAGAGAUCAAAGAGCGGCGUCGAUAAAUUCGGAGGUCGACAAAGAGACGUCGACAUAGAGCAGUGUUGGGACGAGAGGGUACUACGGAAACUACUCGACGAGUGCACUGACUACGAACUAAGACGACGACUGCGCACGCGCAUUCGUGCUCUCAUGGCGGAACAGGAAGCAUGCGCGAGUGCAGUGACCGAAGCUUUGGCCGCAGCCGGCGAGACCGUGGAAUCGGCCGAGACGGAAGAGCAUCAGCAAGCUGGAGAACGCGGUGAGUCUCUACUUCUGCCUCUACUCCAGGGUCUGCUUCAAGGCGGCGGAGAAAAGCUACUCGCGGGACUCGGCGCGGCCUCGCACGACGUCGUAGCAGACGUGCGGCGUUCUCUGCAGCGGCUGAGGCUGGCUCUCGCACCGCCCGCGGAUCACCCGCAAGCGAGAGCCCUUCUCGCCCUUGCCGACAGACUGGAGGACGCCCUCGACGUAGCCGAUAGACUCGACGGAUGCAAAAGGAAGCCGCGCCGCCGUAGCCGAACCGCUAGACAUACAGUUGGCGUCACUAGAGAGGAACUUGAGGAAGCACGGCGUAUGGUGGACAGAGACACGCUUUUACCUGACGUAAAAGCGGUUACGCCGAACGUCCCUUCAAAUACAUCUAGUGUCGAGUCUUGCACGCCGGAAAGGAAGCAAAGCGUCGAUGAAGAUGUUAGCUACUUCGAGCCCGUUGAAACAAAACAGAAACUCCCGACCAUGGCUCAUAACGUCAGCUAUGAAUCGGGCCCGAAACUGAAUAGAGAUGCUCAAAUUGUAGAACGACGCUUUUCCGCACCGCGAAAGGCAGAUUUCUUUAGACAUUCAAUUGCAGACAGUAUCGCAUCGGAAACACCCCGAAUUGCUGCAGAACGCUGGAAAUUAGAAUCUAAAGGUGGGAUUGCGGCUUUAGCCAACAAAUUUGAUGUUCAAAUUGAAAAAGAAAAUCUCUUACUGACCAAACGAACGCCCACUAGUAAACCUCAAAUCACGUUACAGCACAAAGCUGUUGAAGAAGCAAGGCGUUCGACUUAUCGUCCGCCUCCACCUACCUAUAACUUUGCAGCUCCGCAGUCGGAUGACCUAUCUAAACCACUCAACAGGUCUAGUAAUGCUGCCAAACGUCUACGAAUGAAACGUGCAAACACUAUUGAUAUCGGUCGGCCUUUGGGGGGAUAUAAAUUCGAUAGUGCAACCCAUAACGAUACAAAUGUCAGUCACGCGCCCCCAGUUCCAGAAUUUCAACCAGAAACAGAAAACGACAAAAAGUUUUUAGCUUUUAUGCAGAAGAACGAAGAAAACUUAACAAACCAUGGGAUAGGACAGGCUAAUUGGAGUAGUCGGUUUGGAAAUAUUAAAAAUGCUUUUGAAACUCGCGAGAAAGAAGAACACAGUAGAUCAUCGAGUGCUUCGACUUCAGCUAAACGUUUUUGGCAAGUGGCAGACUCCACGAACAACACCAUGAUUCGCCCAAGGAAGUUUUUGACCUCGAAUGAAGCCGUUCCUGAUAUCGUGAAGCCACCGUGGGUGUCUCAACGACGAGAGUCACUGAAGUCACAUAUCCUACCAAUAGCCAAGCAAGUACCACAACAAACAGUUCAACCUCCUUGUUUACUCUCGCCAACAAAACCCUCUAAUGUAAAACCUUUUGUUGCUAAACCCUUACCGGUUAAUCAAUUCUCUCACGCACCAAUGUCAGCAUUUAAGCCCCCGCAAAAAGUAUUGUCUCCGACUAGGACUCCGCCAAAUAUAUGGAGUCCCCCAUCCUGUAGUAUACCUAUUUCUCCUUCUGCUGAAAAUCCACUAAAAUAUCCUUCCUGCACUCCACCUUCUUAUAAUUCUCCGACUUUAGCAGGCAGCGCGUAUUUGUCUUCCGAUGCUGAAAAACAAAGACAAUUAACUGGCAUAACAACAAUGUAUGAAAAUAAUAAAUUUAACCAUGUGUCAAAUCUUAAAAGUUAUGAAUACCCGGCCACGCCUCCGACUCACGCGCAACAUAACCGUAACUAUCCAAUUAAAGCGAUUCCGAGUCAAAAUAGCUUAACGGCCCCAGAACUAGUAAAAAAAAUUAACAGCAACAAUGGCCAUCACUCUUCUGAUGAUCAUUCCCCUAAAAUUGACGCACAACAACUACAGAUUGAAUUCUAUGAAAGACAAAUUCUGGAAAAGAGUAAACGAGAUGCAUCUUGCGAGCGCCGUGACAUUACGAUGCAUAAACCUCCCGUUCUCUCUGCAAUACCGCCGACCACUCCGUACACGAUAGUAGACUACACACCGCUUAAUUCGGCUUCAUUUGUACCACUGCAACAAACCCCUGACAUAGAAAAAGCUAAAGCUCACAAAGUAGAUUACCUACCAGACGUUGUCAUUAACGAAAAUAAUUCUACUAACUACUUAACUUCACCGAUAACUAACGUCACUCCCAUCAGCCCAACGAAGCUCAAGCAGCAGACAUGCCACCACAACGGUGAUGGAAGGAUUAACGGCGAGGAUACUGCGACAGAGCAUGAAAGCGUAGUAACUAAGGUAAUGCGAGGCCCGGUUCGCGGCUCUGCUACGAUAACAACUGGCGUCAGAACGCGUGGAGCCGCUGAUAAUUUACGUGGAGUUCUCGAUAAACUCUCCUCUCCUAAACAUGAAGUUAUAUCGCAAAUAGAAAGGAAGAAGCGAGAAAAUUCCCAUAACCAGGUACGACUUGCGGCCCCGCCUCUUCCCGUACUAUCUCCCUCGCACGCAAACUCUCCGACCCGACCGCACGCAUUCGAAGGGUAUGGCUCCCGCAGUCCAGCACUUGCUGCAUCUAGAGAAUCUAUGCUCUCCAGUGAGUCUCCUGCCAGUCGGGGCUCCAGUCCCGGGUCAGCGCUUACACGAUCUGGAUCAUGGCAUAGAUUAUCGGAAUACAAUCUCAAAACGACGUCACCCAGAAAAGUGGUAGCGCGAACGAAAUCCAUGCAUUUAUUAGCUGUGCCUAAACUUUACGAAGGAGGCAUAUCCCAAGACGAGUUUUUAGACAAGAAGCGAACGGUAGAGGCGUACUUUUCGGGUCAUACAUCGCCGAGUCGAGGUCAGCAGGCGAAGACUACGCGCACGCCCUCAGCGCAGUUCGCUUUGGGUCGAAGCCGGACCAUGCCCGCCGUGUCCGAGCUGCAGUUCCUGGACGAGAGCAACGCGGACGACGCCUUCGAAGACCUCGUGUCGGGGCUAGCCUAG